Cuscuta europaea is the source of this 2569-nucleotide messenger RNA. Lineage: Eukaryota; Viridiplantae; Streptophyta; Magnoliopsida; Solanales; Convolvulaceae. The record is from the annotation of a GenBank genome assembly.
AAGUCUGAUUUGGAUUGCCUGGGAGAGGUAUAAGAGAAUUACCUUGCAGUUAAGGAACUCACAUAUAUAAAUCCACUGUGUAAAUGCUGGGUGUGUGGGCAGGUGAAGUAAAUUUAAAAUAUUCAUUCAAUGCUCUCAACUACGCUAAACUGAAGUCAUUCAAUUCCUUUGCAGCUAUCCUGGUCCACCUCCCCCUUUCAUCCAAACACUUCUUUGGCUUUUCUGUUGCUCCAUUUACCACUUCCACUGAACCUUAUUUCACAAUAUAUCUUCAUCUUUAUCAAAUCCACAUCUCCCUUUUUAGUUGCUGCUGCUAUUCUUGUCUUUCAUUCAUUUCCACUGCUUCAGUCAUUAAGCAAUCUGUCUGUUUUCUCAUAUAUAUAGUCUAUUCCAUUAGUUUCUUCCAGUAGCUAGCAUGGGGGUAGAUCAGUAGAUGUAAAUUUCUAAGGUAAGUUUCACUUAAUGCAUGUGCCUAUGCAUGAAGAGAGAAUGUUGGUGGUUGAAAAGAGCGACCCAGAGAGAAGCAUAAUGAUUGGAUUAGUUGUGGAUGGUGAUGGUGUGGGAAGAGCUACUUGUUCUUCUGGUAAUUCCCAGCACAGGAGAUCAAGAAGUGCCUCAGAGAAGAAUAUUAGGAUAGGAGGCGAUCAGACGCAAAAGGACGACUUUAGAGAGAGACAUGGAUUGCCACCACCCACAAGGAGCUGCAGGGCAAGCCCGCUUCAUGAAAGCUUCAAAAAGACAACGGAUGUCAUUCCUAACCACCGCGCUUCAUUGGAAAAAGAUAUUGAAGAGUUGCAAUUGCGGUUGCAGCAAGAAAGAUCAAUGCGGAUGUUGCUUGAGAGGACAAUUGGAAGAACUUCUAGCACUCUUUCCCCUGGCCAUCGACAUUUUUCAGCUCAGACAAAGGAAUUGAUAGCUGAGAUAGAGUUAUUAGAAGAUGAGGUGGCAAACCGGGAGAAGCAUGUCCUGAAUCUAUACAGGAGCAUUUUUGAGCAAUGUACCAGCCGUCCAUCAUCUGAACAAGCCUCUGUUGUUACUUCUCCAGCACAUUCAAAAAAAAUUGAAUCAAGAAAGAGGCAGCCCAGUAUAAUUUCCAGUGCUUUUUGUUCAUCAAAGAAUUUUCCUUUGCGGAGGACUUCUUUCCAAGCCCUCUCUUCCAUUGACGACUCUGGGAAAAGAAAUUCUCAAUCCAAAACGAAACAUGCUUCCUUCUUUAGUUGUAAAAAAGGCCAACACAUUCAGAAAUGCUCAUCUGAAAAUGCCAACUUUAAGGAUCAAGGAUGGGGUCUACCAGCACAAAAAGCUUCAAUGGUAAAUUAUCUGAAAGAUCAUCUCCACCAGUGUCCAAGUAAGUUAUCAGUGGAAAUGGUAAGGUGCAUGUCAGCAGUAUAUUGCUGGCUACAGAAGACGACAAUCACUGUUAAUCCAGGGAAAACCCAAUCUGCUUUAUCAUCAAAUGUCAAAAUUCCCGGGCAUGAUGUUACUAAUGAGCUGGAGAAAGACCGGUUCAGCUGCAAAUCUGCAAUUGUAAUUUCAUGGAUAUCGUGUGAUAAAAGUAACGUCUCACGUGCAUCUUAUGCAAUUAAAAGCUACAGACUUAUGGUGGAGCAACUUGAAAGGGUGAACAUAUCUCAGAUGGAAACUAGUGCACAGAUAGCUUUCUGGAUCAACUUAUACAACUCCUUAGUUAUGCAUGCGUUUCUAGCAUAUGGCAUACCACAAAACUCUCUUAGAAGGUUGGCCUUGUUUCACAAGGCCGCAUACAACGUUGCUGGGCAUGUCAUAAGUGCAAAUGCCAUCGAACAGUCAAUCUUUUGCUUGAGGACUCCACGGAUAGGAAGACGGUGUUCUUUAACAAUUAAUAGACAUCUUGUUGCACCUGGGGGGCUUUUCUGAUAGAAGCAAGAAGCCGAUAUAUUCCCCACCUUUCAGUGAUACAAAGCUAUUGAUCAUGCUCCAUGAUUUGCAGGUUGAUUUGACCAUAUCAAUCAUGUAAUGGAUCAUGACUAUAACAACUAUCCCAACUCAUCUCCGUCUCAUGGUAUUAUCAGUGCAAGUAGGAAUAACAUAUCAUGAUGACGGUUUUAGAUCAUUAUCUCAUUCUUUCAUUGUAAGAAUGAGAAUCACGUGUAUAACUUUGCGACUAUGCUCUUUAUGUUUAUUUUUGGCAUUAAUUUAGUUGUAAGUUUAACUGAAAUACUUUACAAUGUACACUUGAAGUCACCGACCUUGGCUAAUUUGUUAUGCUUAAGGUGAUGAUGUUGACAAAUGACACUGAGCUAGUUUCUCAGGUCAUUUGCUUAUGCUGUUCUCUGCAAGUUAACAAUCUUGCAAUAUAAAGUUUCCUAGUUUCCGUUCAAAAUUUUAAGUUCACAUGCCCAUCGUUCCAAUUUCGCUCGACAGUGGCUGGAUGCUAUCCUUUCAACUGCCAUAAGGAAAAAAACGGGAGAGGAAAGAGAACUUAUCAGCUCAAAAUUUGGCCUCAAAGAGCACCAACCUCUUGUUUGCUUUGCUCUUUGCACAGGAGCACUUUCUGAUCCUAUGCUAAAAGCAUACACAGCAUCAAAAA